This is a messenger RNA of Penicillium verhagenii, 2382 nucleotides long. RefSeq lists its product as uncharacterized. Gene Ontology annotation, cellular component: cell cortex. Lineage: Eukaryota; Fungi; Ascomycota; Eurotiomycetes; Eurotiales; Aspergillaceae. Gene Ontology annotation, biological process: regulation of fungal-type cell wall organization; activation of GTPase activity; signal transduction. Gene Ontology annotation, molecular function: GTPase activator activity. The coding region runs from base 1 to 2382 and encodes 793 amino acids. The record is from RefSeq and is a predicted model, not a curated record. The transcript has 2 exons.
AUGGUGACCGGCAAAUCGCAACCGGGCGUCGAGCCGGUCCAGCUCCCCGCGACCUCCCCCGAGCCCGUCGGCGCGACCUCCCCACCGUCGAAGCGAGACCUGGCAUCCUGGUGGAGACAGUUUAAACGAAACACAAGGAAGGAUGAGCUGAAAGCUACCGACGUGGAAGGUAUUUUUCGACUGAAUGGAUCUGCAAAGCGUAUCAAGGAUCUCCAAGAGCUAUUUGAUUCCCCCGAGCGAUAUGGAAAGGGCCUGGAUUGGGAUGGAUAUACAGUCCACGAUGCAGCCAACGUGCUGCGUCGGUAUUUGAACCAAUUGCCAGAGCCCAUCGUUCCACUGGAGUUUUACGAGCGUUUUCGAGAGCCCCUACGAGCGUAUCAAAAGCAGGUACAAGAUGAGAUUCAGACGACCGAUGCAGAGAAAUUCGACCAUGCCAAUGCUGUUGAGACCUAUCAAAACUUGAUCGUCGAACUGCCACCGUUGAACAAGCAGCUGCUGUUGUACAUUCUCGACCUUCUCGCCGUGUUCGCUUCGAAAUCAGAACAGAAUCGCAUGACGUCGGCUAAUCUUUCUGCAAUUUUCCAACCGGGCAUGCUUUCGCACCCACAGCACGACAUGUCGCCUGAAGAGUACAAACUUAGCCAGGAUGUUCUGAUCUUUUUGAUUGAGAAUCAGGAUCAUUUUCUAGUCGGUAUGAAUGGCACAAAGGCCGAUGAACAAACCAUUAAAGAGGUUCAGGCUGGCGUUCAGCCCCGAGUGGUCAUUCCUUCUUCGCAGCCUGUUGCUGCUACCAAGUCACCGAAUUCCACCAUCCGGCGAUCUGCCUCGAGCGCUAGUGGGAGCACAGAGGGCCAUCGUAAGCUCGAUACAUUGCGUCGCAAUGCCUCCGUCUCAUCUCGAAACUCGCGUACUUCACGCGUAUCUAAUACGGUUCCAAGCCCCGGCACUCCUACCUCCAUGUCUGGCAGUCUUCAUCGAAGUAACACUCUUCCUUCUAAGAUGGGUCCCGUCGUUGCAUCUGCCCGAUAUGCACGGGCGGGCGAGAGUGGCUCUGCCAACCCAUCUACCCUCUCGGUCUCCCAUGCGAGCUCUCGUUCAGCUAGUCGAGAGCCAUCUCUGCGCGAGGAAAAUGAACAAAAGCCGGAACAAAGAAAUGAGAGCCAGCCCGCAUCCACAGGUUCGGCCUAUGUUCAUACCUCGACCCAUGGUCCUAUUCCCCACGCGGCCGCAGCGCGUCUCAGUAUUAAUGACCUUCCCCAUCCACAUGAGAAUCUCGGAACGCCAACCUCGCCACCCCCUCAAAUCCCACCUCCCCGAGUCGUUACCCCGACUCGUGAGCGCAAGCUCUCUAACCUCUUUGCUAAAUCCCCACCCCCGGAUCGAGACAAUCGAGACCUACGUCAACCCAAUCGCCUGAGGAAAAAACGUAUACCCGGUAGUGCAAGCAUAAGCGCCCAGAGUUCCUCGAACUCUCUACAGGGGCCCUCGUUUGAGCACUCCGUGGAGGCGGUCUCAGAGCCAAGGCCAGAACGGCGGUCUGUUGACAUGACAGUCGGAGAUGCCACACCAAAACCCCCCAACACAGCAAACCUGAUCAACUCUGAUCACCCAACAGACUCUCAUCUUAUGUUAGCCGAGGGAACUGCACCCCCGAAUCAUACCGAGACUUCUUUGCGACCGCACAAAUCACGGACACCAUCCAUGAAUUCUCGAUCCUCCUUCACCGAUGCCUCUGACUUUGAGCAGAACGACGAUGUCAGCCGUGCUGAGCGCCGCGAUCAUCGCCGUAGUUGGCGAUUCAGUCGUUCUGCCAAGCGCAGCAGCGAGCAAGUUGGCCUUGGUCUUGCAUCCCCACCUCUUGGGGCGACUCACCCUGAGUUCCAGCAAAGCACCAGCUCGAUCGGAAGUGGCGCUCACCAAAGUAACGACCCCACUAAUCAGCCCCUUAGUUUGGAUGCUGGGAUCCAAACCAGUUCGGCGUCGAGCGCUGAACCAGAGAAGAAGAGCUUAUUUGGGAAAUUCAAAGCCAAGGUGGCCCAGGUGCGCGAUGGUGGUCAUGACCGCGAGCGGGUCAAAAGUCCUAGUCGCUCCGAUAGUGAUCCAUCCACGGUCAAUCAACCACUGUCUCCCACAGCUAUUCCCACCAAUGGCAACCCGACCAAAGAGGUGCCAAGCGAAGUGUCCAAGGAAGACCCAUUACGAUCCCCAGCAUCACCAUUGCCAGGAUCAGGUCUGCCACCUUCAAUUCCCGAAGAACCACAUAGCCCAGAGAUAGCGUUGUCUGCACCUGUUCUUGAUACCCACAAGGAAUUCCCCACGACUGUCCCAAAGCCCACCGAACCCUCAGCUGUUCAUGACUCAAACCAGGAGGCCUUAGCUUAA